Bradysia coprophila is the source of this 5903-nucleotide messenger RNA. Its product is annotated as transducin beta-like protein 2. The record is from RefSeq and is a predicted model, not a curated record. Gene Ontology annotation, molecular function: protein binding; exonuclease activity; nucleic acid binding. Gene Ontology annotation, biological process: endoplasmic reticulum unfolded protein response. Lineage: Eukaryota; Metazoa; Arthropoda; Insecta; Diptera; Sciaridae. Gene Ontology annotation, cellular component: endoplasmic reticulum; nucleus.
AAAAUUAAAACAUGAUUCAGAUAAACUAUAAAAGAUUCACGAACACGGUUGAUUAAUUAAUGUACUUCGGGCUAUACCUACCUCAAUGUGGAACAGCUGUGAAGAGUCUCGGUUAAGUAAAUCCACUCACACAUAGGAGAUGUACACACAUUGCACUGUACUUGAAAAUAUGAGUUUUUUUUAAGUAUCAGAGAACCACAUGGUUACUGUACUUAUCCCCACCAAAUUAUUUCCACUGAAGCAUCGUAGUUUCCCCGAUAAAACACUUGUUUACCUUUCGCUCGCACAUAUUCGCUCGUCGGGGCAUGUCAACAGAGACGGAACAAAAUGUGGAGCCGACAGAAAUGCUUGAAACCGUUGUGCGACAGAGAAACAGCAACCGAUCGAUACACAUGCAAAGGUAUGAGUCAACGAAAUAACCACGCGAAAAGAUACUUUUAACAAUCGUACCAUCUGAGAAACGUUUUCAGUCUUAAAAAAACGCAGAACAGGAUCAGACGAAAUUGUGUUCAAUUUCAUGGAAAAAGAAAAUUAAAUUUUUUGUUGUUGUACAUUUGAACUUCAUCUAAUCACUGAAAUAGAAAAGUUUAUUUUUAUCAAAUCGAUUUUCGUGAAAAGUUUAUACACACAGAGAGCACACACCGUGUGUGCGUGAAGUUGAGUCGUGAUUAUUAUUUUUUUACAAUAAAGAAUGGAUGAAUCGAACCGUUGCAUCAUAUUCUCGCGAAUCGUGCCGGCUAUUUUCGGACAAUUUAAAAAACAAUUGAUCAAUCGUAAUGUAAAGGACAAUUCGUUUUGAAACGAGUGUUAGAAAGAAAAAAAAAAUUGAAACUUUGUAUGCGGUCAAUGGCAUUGAACAGAAAUCAAUCAGAGGACAUUUGAUGAAAUAGAUGAGCAUAAUUGAGUGAUAAAUGCCAAUGGUGUGAUAUUGAUUAAGAGUCAAAGUUGAAAGUGAAGCAAAGCCGAGCGAAUUGAAAUCGUUGAACAGUUGAGAAACUUUUGGAAAACUGCAGCAGCUGAAAUUUUUAAACUUUUUUUUUUUGGCUGAAAGACACUGAAAAAGAAGACGAAGUGAAAACAUUUUUUUUUGUUCAAUUUCUGGUAUCGUUGUAUUGUGUAAUAGUGCGCGCAAUAUAUACUAUAACAUACCAACGGACUGACGUGUAUGUAUAAUAUACACACGAUAUAAUACUUCUCAUCCCAAAUACAAAACAGUUGAGUAUCAGCAUUACGGUACGGAAGAGGCAUUUCUGAACCGCCUGGGUCUCCAAUCAAUAUUACAAAAAAAUAUCAAUCAAAUCACAUUUUACUGCGCUAAAUGUCGGAUGUGCGAAAUUUCAAUUUUUACAUAAUUCGAAAUAUAUUUGUAAAUGCAACAAUUCAAUUCAAUUGGAAAGUUUCGUGUUAUAUUUGAUUUGUACCACGUUGAUACAUUGCCGAAAAAUAAAAUAAAAACGUGAAUGCUAGCAAGGUGCUGUCAACUUUUGUAUCAGUGAAAGUGUGUCACGUUGAAAUACUAUACAUAACAAAACCAAAAUCAAAAUUAAAGAAAAAUAAGAGAAAAAAAAAUCAGAAAAAAAAGAAAAAGUCUUGCAGAGAGUCAUACGAAACAUUUUUUUUUAAAUUUUUGAUCUGCACAAACAGUGUAUGUGUGUUAACCUGUUCAAAUCAGUGGUGUGAACGCAUUAUAAAAUUUAAGAGAAAAAAAGCAUCUACUACAUAAUCAACAAUGGAUACGUUCGAAAUCAGUCCAUAUAUCUAUCUUGUACCAUUGGGAUUAUUGCUUUUCGUAUUCAUUAAAAAGCUACGACUAUGGCAAUAUCCAAACAAUGACACACAACCAAUUCAAAACGAUUCAUCAAACAACCAAACGGCAUCCCGUUCAUCGAAUGGCAAUGAACUGUACGACGUUCAAAGGAAACAAUCAUCAUCGUCCAAAUCGGUCAUUUCUAAGCAUCAGAAGCAGUCACAGAUCCGUUCUGGAACGGGCACAUUGAAUAAACGUUCUGAGAAAAUGAUUAAUCAUCCAUGGCUGUUGACGUCACUCAAAGGUCACACCGAUCAUGUGCUAGACAUCGACUAUUCCAGCAAUGGGAAAUAUUUAGCUUCUUGUUCUCAAGCUACACAUCAGCGUGGUGCAGUCGAUGAUGAGGAUACAACGAGUACCACUAGCAGUGGAAACACCAGCAGCAGCGACGAUUCACCGAAACCAACACGUUCCAGACGUAGUGGCAGUGGAUGUAGCACCACAUCCAGCACCAGCAGCAACAAUUCGUCGACAUCGCUUACCACAUCGUCGAAAUCAUGUCGACCGAAUCCGAGACAACGAAAAAAUCGCAAAAUAAAUAACAGCAACAGCGGCAGUUCCAACGACGAUAAAGAAAAGGAAAACCAACAGCCGAACAGAAAAUCACAUAAAUCACCACGAAAACGACCGUCAUCCUAUAUACCAGCAACAAUGACGGAAUCGUUGCGCAUCAGAGCCAUAACACCGCCACUGAAAGAGCACAUCAAAUUGAAUAUGCCGGAACACGAACUGAUUGGCCAUUUGAGAGAGUUUAUUUUGACACAAGAUCAGUAUAAACAAAUGGGCUAUCCCCAGCCAUAUGAAGAUGAUACACAUGCAAUAAUAUUCAAGUAUGCUGUCGGUGACAGUAACCGAAUGACAACGGCAACAAUAUCGGUUGAGUCGUCGUCAUUUGAUGUUAAUGCACGGGAAUUUGUUCCCGGUAUGAUGAUUGUUAACGAAAGUGAUGGACUGGCUGGUGACGGCGGUUCAAGUGAUAGUGGACAAGAAAGUGGUAUGUCUAGUCCACAAUGUGAUGACAGUGACGAAGAGCUAAAUAACGUUAAAGUACAUCGGCAAUACGACAUUUUAAGUGAAAAAACGAAGAAAGACUGCGUGCGAUGCAAACAAAAUUUUUAUUUGUCGGACUUGGGUGACUACUAUUCGACCGGAAAAUGUAACUAUCACUGGGGUAAAUUCGAACGAGUCGUUCAAGAUAACAUUUUAGUAUCAGUUUACACAUGUUGUGGACGAACAAGCGAUGCUGAGGGAUGCUCAUUUUGCGAACAGCAUGUGUGGACUGGCACCGUUAAUGGAUUUAAUGGACCAUAUCCCGGAUUUGUAUCUACAAAGCCAGCAGCCGAAACGCCUAGUGACGGUAACUACAGAGUAUAUGCACUUGAUUGCGAAAUGAGUUUCACACUUUUCGGCUUAGAACUGACAAAAGUCACAUUAGUUGCAUCUGAUGGACAAUUGGCAUAUGAGAAAUUAGUCAAACCCUCAUCAGAAAUUGUCGAUUAUAAUACUCGAUUUUCCGGCAUCACGGCAAAGCAUUUAGCAUCGCGCACGGUAAAAACACUGCAAGAAGUGCAAACCGAUUUGCUGAAAAUUAUCAGCGCCGAAACAAUACUGAUCGGUCACAGUCUCGACAAUGAUCUACGGGUCCUGAAAAUGAUACAUCGCAAUUGCAUCGAUACAUCGAUUGUAUUCCCGCACUACUUCGGUUUGCCGUUCCGUCGAUCGCUCAAAUCAAUCGUAAAAUGUGUGUUACACCGUGAUAUUCAGACUGGCGAGGGAGGGCACUGCAGUUUCGAGGACAGUAGAGCAUGUCUUGAGCUGAUGUUGUGGAAAGUGCGAAAAGUGAUGACCUAUUCGCGGAAUUAAUUUCGAUUCGGUGGAAUUCAAAUGUAAAUAAUUUUUUAUUUUACUUUUCUUACGUCAGUGGGACGUGAUUUCAUUUUUAUUUUAAAUUUAAAUAGGGCUGUUCUAGAGCAGCUGUAUAUAUCGAGCAUUUUGAUCGUUAAGUUUUUAAAAUCGGAAAAGUUGAAGAUUCUCAAUAAAAGAAAAAUGAAAAUAAUUUUUUAUGACUUGUAAAUUGGUCGAAUUUGAAUUGCUUUGCAGCUCAUAAAAAAUCAAUUUCUUUUUUUUUGUAGUGAAUAAUUAUUGGUUGGACUACCGGUGGUCACAUCCAUUGGUUUAAUUUCUUCUUUCUCGUUAAAUGCCAUUGAUGAAGUAAUCGGAAAGUGACUGGUCAAUAUUUUUACGAAUUUCAUCCGGAAGUUCAUUUUGAAAAUCGGUGAAUUUUGGUCAUGCUCUAGAGAGUACACAGUUCCCUAUUAUCUAAAAAAUAAAUUUUUAUUAAAUGAAAAUAAAUUGCGCGCCCUACCCAUCACAUGUUCGAUGAUAAUUAUAAUGCUGUGAUUAUAAACAAAAUGCAAAAUAAAAAGCUAAUUGUGUUUUCCAGAACUAGUUAUAAAUUGAAGUUAGACUCGAUCGAACAAAAGACGAAAAGUUAAAUUGAAUUUAUAACUAGGUACUUGGGGAGCAUAACUCUUUUUUAUUUACGAUUUAAUUAUUAAGUUUUACAUACGAAAAACAUUUUUCAUGAAUAUUCAUUUUUUCUUCUUUUAUUUAUUAUUCAUUUCACAUAAUCAAAUUCGAUUUUUUUUAUUAUUUUAAUUUUAUAUUCUUGUAAAUAUUAUAAUGAAAUUAGUGUUUUUCUUAUUGUAUUAAGUGAUGUUCCAUGAAUCUUUUUUUUAAUUUUAAUUUGUUCCUAUUUUAUAACGAAAGAGAAAAAACAAUUUUUUUUUUGGUUUUGCAUAGUUGCCAUGAUGAGAGAAAAAAGAAGAAAAUAAAAAUUGAAGGAAAAACAAUUUACAAACAAAAAUGAUUUUCAGUGUUUUCGUUAGGAAAAUCAGAGUACUUAAAAAACAAGAAAACAACAAAAUGACUAAAAGAUAUCUGUGAUGAUUUUUUUUGUUACUCACAAUACGGUUCAUCGUUUUUUUUAUAUUUACUGUGAACACAUUUUAAAAACGUUCGAUCGUUCGUUAUUGGCAUAUAUUUUUGGUUUUGUGUUCCGAUACAUUUCGGAUCUAUUUUUCAGAAAUCUAUGUGAGUGAUAGCAGAAUUUCAAAACUGUAAAUCGAAGAUACUUACUUAUCAAUCGACAAACAGUUUUGAUGUUCCACAACUUUUAAAUCCUUUCCUAUUAAAUACAGAUUUUUACAAGCUGUUAAGAAAGUAGAUUCUAUUUUCCACACACUCUUUAUCAGAAAAGAAAAUCCUCCACAAAUUAAUUUUUUUGAGAAAGUAAUUCUUACAAAAUUCUUAAAAACAACCCACGGCCCUGUAUGUCGAAUUAAAUUUGUAAAUAUUUGUAAACUCUUAAAAAUUCACAAAAAUUCCACAAAAUUUGCUCUUGAAAUUUUUCUCUGCAAACUAGUGACUCGUAUUGCGAAAUUCACGGAAUUUUAUUCAACAUAACAGCCAGUGGAAAAGCUUUCAUUUAAAAAUCUGAAAGACUUUAUCAGUGUCGACAAAACGAUCGUAUGGUAUGAAGAGAGAGAAAAAAAAACGAAAUAAGUUUAACAUUGCACUUCCUUUCCAUUCAUUUUCAAUAUUAAAUUCAACAUAAAUACAAAACUGUUUUCACGCGAUCGCCUAUUUUCGUUGCUCUUGACGUGUUUGUACAGCAUUCAUUUGGUAUUUUUAGAAUUUUUUUUUCUGUUAGAAAAUAGCGCGUAAAUAACACAAAAACGAAAAUAUUGAAAAUCGCAAUAUCAAGCCGCCCGUGAUCAUGCAGAAACUCGUUUUUUUUACAAUAUUUUUUUUUUACUUUAUAUUUUCCUCCCAUAAUCAAUAUGUACACACACACGGUACGCAUCACAUUAAAAAAAAUAAAAAAAAAAAAAUUUGAAGAAAGAAAAUGAUAAAAUUCAAUAUUUGCGCUGUAUAUGUUACAAUGAUAAAAUCAAAACAGAAAAUAUUUUUGAUAAUGAGAUUAGCUCACCUAAAUAGUAAAGCGGAAAGUAGCUCGAAUGAUAAGAAUUAUUUUAUCUUUUCAUCAUCGAAGCGAUUUUAUGUAAAAAGAAAAUUUCGAUGUUUCAUUACAAAA